AUGGAGAAGGUAUUGAAAGGUACCAAAGGUCGCCUCCGUGAAGCGCAAGUCUUCUCUUAUGCGUUUUUGCACCCGGUUCGAAACUUGAAUGGGCGCAAGCUCAAAAAGAGUCCUGUAGAGAAAAAGGGGAGGGGCAAACCUGCCGAUGCAGAAAAAGUGCCCAACAGUGGCUAUGAAGCGUGCACUUCUGACCUGGCCAGCACCCCAACGGCGGAGAUGGCCAUGGGGGCAGAUGAAACGGAUAAUAAUGUUUCUUGGAAAGAGGUAUUGAUUGAUCUUCCUGCGCAAGACGCUGCCGAAGAGUCAGAAACCUCUCUGGAGAAUGCAAAGGCGGGUGGCUGUGACAGCAGCCCAACGCUGAUGGAGAUGGCCAUGUGGGACGCUGAGGUUGCUAGAAGGCAGCUUGAGGUGGCGAGGAAUGUUGCAUGCAUCUACAAAUAUUUGUCUGUCUUGAGUGCCUGCAAAGAUAAUGCAGUGAUUGGCAUACGCAGUGCUGAGGCCUUAGAGACUUCGACGCAAGGCACGGGCGGGGAAAACAAGACGGAGUAG
Trypanosoma rangeli is the source of this 549-nucleotide messenger RNA. RefSeq lists its product as uncharacterized. The transcript has a single exon. Bases 1 to 549 code for a protein of 182 amino acids. The record is from RefSeq and is a predicted model, not a curated record. NCBI's taxonomy places the organism in Eukaryota, Euglenozoa, Kinetoplastea, Trypanosomatida, Trypanosomatidae.